UUUGAACUGAUGGCGGCGGAGCCCCGGAGGCUCUGAUGCGCUCGGCCACCGCGCUCUCUCGGGCUUAGCAGAGGCGGCGGAGCUUGGACCCUCGCGGCCAACUAUGGGCCCGCGCCGCAAGCCGAGGACCCCGACAAGGCGCUCCUCCAGCCCGGUCCCCGGGCCCUCGCGACACAGCUCCCAUCUAGGCAGGAGGCGGAAACUUCUGUGGAUGAAGGAGAUAAAGAAACUGCAGAAGAGCACAGACCUCCUGCUAAGGAAGCAGCCCUUCAGCCGCGUCGUAAGAGAAAUUUGUGGGAAAUUCACUCGAGGUGUGGACCUAUAUUGGCAAGCCCAGGCCUUGUUGGCCCUACAAGAGGCAGCAGAAGCAUUUCUAGUUCACCUCUUUGAGGACGCCUAUCUCCUCACCUUACAUGCCAACCGAGUCACCCUCUUCCCCAAGGACAUUCAGCUGACCAGGAGGAUCCGAGGCAUUGAGGGAGGACUCGGCUGAGCCGGCAGUGUGCUGUGUGUCCAGCCUACACAUGGGACCUUCUGGAGCCACAGUGAGACCAUGAUGUCUGAGGAGCUGCCUGGACUCAGCUGGUUUUGAACAGCAUGCACACAUUGACCGUUAAACUUUCUAAAGAGGAGAAGACUAUGGCUUUUCUCUGUGGCAGAGAGGGGAAAUGACCAUCUGCAUACGUUCAUGGACAUGAGUCUUUGCAGACCACAGGUCAGCUUUGGCUUGUGAACUGCUCAACCACGACUGUUUACGGGUUUUGGACACAUGAGAUCUGCCGCGUUAGGAGGGGAUAGUGUUAUUUUAGUCUUUCUGGUCCAUGUGCAUCUUUUACUAUGUGUGUAUUUGUACUUUCAUUUAGAAUAUAAGGGAGAAAAAUCUGGGUGAAAUGUUUGAGUCUGUUGUACGGAAAGCCCUGGCAGUUCCUCGCUAGUACCUGUCAGCAAGCUUUCAGCUCUUCAGAACCUAACUAGAACUGAAUACAAAUCUUCCUUCCUUCCCUUCGAUGCUGGGGCUUGAGUGUAAGCUUUGUCCGUGCUAAGUGUGAACUAUACUGUUGAGCCAUAUCCAUAGCCUGAAGUGUACAGUCUUUCUGAUUCUUACCAGUAAAUUCCUGUCAAAAUCAUCCAGAAAGUCCCUGGUAGGACUGGACAUUGUAUUCUUAGCUGUAAAUCAUAUAAAAUGUAUCAUGUCAGUCUGGAAUGUUAAAAUGUGUUUUCAUAUUUUUACAGAUGUUUCUUUUUAGCUUAUUUGGGGAGAGGUAAUAAAAAUUUCUUAAUGAAAAAAUUAAAAUAAAGUUACUGCCCUAGGUGUUACAAGC
Messenger RNA from Mesocricetus auratus (golden hamster), 1322 nucleotides. RefSeq names its product centromere protein A (gene Cenpa). The coding region runs from base 104 to 493 and encodes 129 amino acids. The record is from RefSeq and is a predicted model, not a curated record. Gene Ontology annotation, molecular function: protein heterodimerization activity; DNA binding; structural constituent of chromatin. The transcript is spliced from 5 exons. Gene Ontology annotation, cellular component: nucleosome. NCBI's taxonomy places the organism in Eukaryota, Metazoa, Chordata, Mammalia, Rodentia, Cricetidae.